AUGCAUAAAAAUAUAUUAAUAAUUUUGAUUAUAUAAUUAUUUAUCAAUAAAUUAAAAGCUGUAAAAUGUAAUUGGGGUACAGAAACUAAUCUUGAAGGUAUAGAUGAUAAUCUAGGAAAUCGAGCAAAUUGUGUUAACUGUAAAGCUAAUUAUUAUUUUAGUGGUGCUAAUUUCAUUCCUGGUGUCAGUUUAUGCGAACGCUGUCCAAUUUCAAAAUUUUAAGAUGCUAGAGCCAAUGAUGGUAAUAUUGCUACAUUAGCUGUUCAAUGCGAUAUUAAUUGUCCUACUGGUACUUAAACUGAACAAGGAAAUACUACUUAUGUAUUAUUAAGAAAUGAAUGCAAUUUUUGUAAGGCUAACUAUUAUUACGAAAGUUUUAUUAUUAAUUUCACAGGAGGUGUUGACAAAUGCAAUAAAUGUCCAGUAUAAAAAGCUUCUGGUUUUGAAGCAACUUUAGGAUCUAAUGCAAAACUAGCCAUAUAAUGUGACGUUACUUGCCCUACCGGAACAACAACUAAAACUGGAUCAACUAGUUAUGUAUCACAUAAAAAUGAAUGUGUUAAUUGCAAUGCUGACUUUUAUUUUGAUUCAUUUUACUUUUAUGCAGGUAUUAGUACAUGCAAACCUUGUCCAGUAAAAAAAACUUCUGGUGCUAUACAUACGGAAGGUUUAAAUGCUUAAAUAUAUAUCUAAUGCGAUGCUGAAUGUCCUUUUGGUACUGUAAUUUAUGAUGGAAAAACAACCUAUUUUAAAAAUGAUAAAUCCGAAUGUGUUAAAUGUGCUACUAAUUUUUAUACUAUAAAGUAAAAUGGUUGGAUAGCAGGUACUGAUACAUGCAUUCCUUGUCCUAAUAUUUUAAUUUUAAGUGGUAAAGCAAAUUACCCUUUUUCUGCUACUUAUGCUGCUUAAUGCAAAAUUGUUUUCUCUUAAUUUUUAACAUUUUCUUUAUUAUUAAUUUAUUUAUAUUUCUUAUGA
Ichthyophthirius multifiliis is the source of this 975-nucleotide messenger RNA. Its product is annotated as immobilization antigen isoform, putative. Lineage: Eukaryota; Ciliophora; Oligohymenophorea; Hymenostomatida. The transcript has a single exon. The record is from RefSeq and is a predicted model, not a curated record.